UGGCUUUCUGUCCAGUAAAUAACGAUCUAAUUUCUUUAUUAUUGGUGGAAAUGGGCUCCAAACGUAACAUCGCUGGCAAAAACAAAAAAAGAAAUCGAGAUUUUUAUUUUCCCCUGGUAUGAAUGGGCUCCGCCAUGUGGAGUAAAAUCAAAGUUAAUCGUGAAUUGGGACUUUAAAAAAUGUUUUUGUUGCUGCCCGGUCAAAAUCGAAAAAAGAAGCGACGGCUUUGACGUCUUUCACUUGUUUUGAUUGGAUUGUCGUAGUUUCGCUUGGGCGGGCGAGGGCGUCUCGUCUCGGGCGGUACGUGACGUGACGUGACGUGACGCGACGCAGGUGUUUCGGCCCGCGGCUUGUUAGCGCUAAUCAAGUGGCGCCCCAAGCUUUUGGCGCCAUUUGGGCGGCAACGACGACGACGGCGGCAGGCAGUGGUAGUGGCGGCAUGCAAAAAGGCCUCAAAAAGUAUUUCGUCAACAUGGACGACUACCUGGCCAGCCUCGGCCUCUACCGUAAGAUGGUCGCCAGGGACGCGUCCAGCCUCUUCCGGGCCGUCUCCGAGCAGUUGUACUACUCUCAGAACUACCACCACACCAUUCGUCAGGCAUGUGCUGAUUUCAUGCGGGCAAACGCCUACGUCUUUGAGCCGUUCGUGGAAGGCUCGUUUGACAAGUAUCUGGAGCGCCUGGAGGAUCCUAAGGAGACGGUGGGCCAGGUGGAGAUCAAGGCUCUGUCUCAGCUUUACAGGCGCCGAUUCCUGAUCUACCGUUAUCCCGGCAAAGCCGCCACCGUCAUCUCCGAGGACGACUUUGUGGACAAGGUAACGUUGUCCUGCUCCAUCAACGGGCACUAUGACAUCGUGUACCCCAGGAGUUACCCCGCCUCCGCCGCCCUCAGCCAGGCCCUGGUGUACGAGCUGCUCUACACCAAGGUGUUUGGUUGUGAGGAGGCGGAGCUUUCUCAGGCCGCCGAGGCCUUCAAGCUCGGAGGUCGUCGCUAUCGGAACAGUCUGUCCGCCUGUAGCGACGUCGAUGUCAGCUACGACGCCCCCGAGGACAGAGCUCACAGGGAGGAGGCGGAGGCAGGUCAGGAGAAGCUCGGAGUGUUGAGCGAGGACGUCAAGCCGGCGUGUGACGCUCCGCCGCCCGGCAGGCUGUGUCUACCUUACAAGGUGCUGAAGUCGCUGGACGGCGACGUUUACCGAAACGUGGAGUUUGACGUCUGGCAGGACAGCUGCAAAGAAAUGCAGAAGAUGGACUACAUGGUGUUUGCCGGCCGACAGUACUUCCUGGGGGACAAAUGUCAGGUGCGUCUGGAGCCCAAAGGGAAGUACUUUAACGCCUUUAUCCAGGAAGUGGGAACGCACUCGGCCGCUGUCACCGUCUUCAUCGAAGAGCUGGGAGAGAAACAUUUGGUUCCCGUGACGGAUGUGAAAGCUGUCAAUCCGGUUCCAGCCUGGAACGCGUCGGCUCCGCCCCGCAAAGGCGACCCAGACGUCGAUGGGCGAGGUCACCAGAGGCAUCAACGCCAUCGAUACUUCAGGAAGUCUCGAGGGGGCGGUGUCCUCGUCAAGGGGGCGGACCCGGCGGUGCCCCCGACCUCUUCCUACGGUGGCCCCGCCCCCGGGCCGCUCCCGCCGCGCUUCCAGCCCGUGGGCCGGCCUCCGUCGGCCGGCGCCGUGCCCUACGACCCCUACGCUCCCCCGCACCACCCCCACCAUCAGCAGCAGCAUGGCCAAACCUUCGUCGGCGCCAGAGCUUCCAGAUACGGCGCCGCCAGAAGCUUGAGCCGUGUGGUGAACCGCCACCUGGUGGGUCCUCAUCUGACCUACUACCCGCCCACCAGGCGUUACUACGAUUACGACAGCUACGCUUUCAGAUCUCGUCGCAGUCGUCGUCAUCUGGCAGCGGCGGCGGCGCUCGCCAAAGGGUGUCCCUACUUCAACGAAGACGACGCGGCCGAGCCGUCGACCGAGAUGGACGGCGCCGUGGCAUACUACCGCGUGGAUGACUCCAACCAUGACAUUUUUGCCACGCUCACUACGAGCGCUUCGGUGCCGCAACCGCAGAGUGUGGUGGCUCCGCCCCCUCCCUCAAGCGCCUCCUAUCGCCUCCAGAGAGGCUCAGGGGGACCACUCCAACUUAGCCCAUCGGCAGGGGGCGCCCUCACAUGUUCGUCAGAGGAAGAGCAGGACGCUGACGCUGUCCAACGCGAUCGGGCUGAGCUGACCCGCGACUUCAGGGACGACUUCAUGUUGGCGUGUCAGGACGAGUCGCGCGGCGCGUCGUCGCCUUGGCCUCGCUCGCAGGAAGUUGACGCGACAGAUGGCGGGUACCAGACGCCGAGCGGGUACCAGACGCCGAGCGUCUACGGCGGCGACGCCGGCGAGAGCCCCGCCGCACAGGUGACGUGCACUCUGACCCGCCGCUCGAGUCGCUCCGUUAAGGUAUACCGUGACAUCUCGGUCACGCCGCAGGACCGGGAGGAAGGAGGCCUCGUCGACUCUCCUCCGAGAGCCGACGAGGGCUACGGCUACACGGUGCAGCAGGUGGUGAAGCCGAUGGUGGUGAUAUCUUCCUCGCCGACUUCCUCCUCUUCCUCUUCGCCCUCAUCUUCGUCCCGCGUGGCCGGUGCACGGGCGGCGCCGGCACCGCACGUUCAACCUCGCUCGGUUGCCGUGGCGAUCCCAGCUCCUGCACCCUGGUUGGUGAAUGAGUUGGGAGAGGGGCUCUGCUCGGUGGUAGCGCCGCCGCCUCCUUACUCCUACGACCCCAACGGUAGCGACCUACCCAGAGACUGUCGCGUCCUUCAGUACUACUACAACCUCGGAGUGCAGGUUGCGUAUAUCUCGUGUCCAUGUAGCGUGUGCCUGUGCGUGUCACAUGGUGUGGUGACUGAUGUCCUCAGUGGUACCAUCAGAGCUGCUGGCAGCAGCAGCAGCAACAACAGCAGCAGCAGCACCAGCAGACGAUGGCACCCUACUCCCCCGCUUUGUACCCUUCCGACGUGGUCCACACCUACCAGCACUGCCCUCCUUACCUUGGCCAGGAAGCCCCCCCGCACCCUGCCCACCCGUCCUACGCCGAGGCGGGGCGCAGCGGACCGCUGCAGCCUCCGCCCCCUUAUCUGGAAGCCAACGGGACGGUGGAGUGUCAGACGGACGCGCAUGGCCUCGGCCCCGCCCAUUCGCUGGAUGGCUCCUCCUUCAAUGCGCCGCCUUCGGCCCCCGCUUUGUACCCGGACCAGAUGGGCCUCCCCUCUGUCCUGCACCUGCCUUAUGAAGCUCCGCCCCCAGCCACCUACCUGUCAUCCGCCCCGCCCCCUCUGGUACAUUCUGCCCACCACCCUUACCACACACACCACGCCUGUGUGCCUGCGCACUGGGGUGGGCACACCUCGCGGGUCUACUGCCCCGCCCCCACCCCACCCCACGUGGUGGGCUACAUUACAUCUCCGCCCACACACUUCAUCCCACCUAGCACCUGAUGCUUGUGUGCUAACCCUGGCUCGCUAGUUAUGCUGGUACCAAAGGCAGCGCCUUAAAUUGAUUUGUUUGAAUUGGUUGUCGUGGUCACGACAAAACCCUUGACUUUGCGCCGGCCACCCGGAGAGAGAUGGGCGCGGCCGGUCCCUCUUCACUGUCGAAGGGAUGUUUUUGUUACUGCCACACGGUGUCUGUUUGAUUUUUGUUCACUUGGUUCCAGGUUCAAUAAAGUUUGUCACCAGCAGAGAUAAA
Molecule: messenger RNA, 3730 nt
Organism: Syngnathus acus (greater pipefish)
Lineage: Eukaryota; Metazoa; Chordata; Actinopteri; Syngnathiformes; Syngnathidae
Gene: alg13
Product: ALG13 UDP-N-acetylglucosaminyltransferase subunit
Exons: 22
Coding region: 440-3508 (1022 amino acids)
Biological process (GO): protein deubiquitination
Molecular function (GO): cysteine-type deubiquitinase activity
Source: RefSeq, a predicted model, not a curated record